Messenger RNA from Chionomys nivalis (European snow vole), 2476 nucleotides. RefSeq names its product TruB pseudouridine synthase family member 2 (gene Trub2). Gene Ontology annotation, biological process: pseudouridine synthesis; RNA processing. The transcript is spliced from 8 exons. The record is from RefSeq and is a predicted model, not a curated record. Gene Ontology annotation, molecular function: pseudouridine synthase activity; RNA binding. NCBI's taxonomy places the organism in Eukaryota, Metazoa, Chordata, Mammalia, Rodentia, Cricetidae. Bases 67 to 984 code for a protein of 305 amino acids.
GACCGGACCACAUGGCUUUUCCGCUUGCAUCCCAGCUUCUGGAUGAUGUACUGCUGAGUGCCGGCCAUGGGGUCUUCGGGUCUGGCUCGACUGCAGGGGCUCUUCGCGGUCUAUAAACCUCCCGGGCUGAAAUGGCUGCACGUGCGGGAGACCGUGGAGCUGCAACUGCUAAAAGGUCUCAAUGCAGCAAAGCCUCCGGCUCCUGAGCAGCGUGUUCGCUUCUUGCUAGGCCCCGUGGAAGGCAGUGAAGAGAAGAAGUUGACUCUCACAGCCACGAGUGUGCCCACCCUCACCACCCACAGACUCGUACGUGGCCCAGCGUUUACCAGCUUGAAGAUUGGUGUUGGACAUCGUUUGGAUUCCCAGGCUUCUGGUGUGCUGGUGCUCGCCGUGGGACAUGGAUGCAGACUCCUCACCAACAUGUAUGAUGCUCACCUCACCAAGGCUUACACAGUGCGCGGCCACCUAGGCAAGGCUACAGACAACUUCUGUGAAGAUGGGCGGCUGAUAGAGAAGACCACAUACGACCAUGUGACCAGAGAACACGUGGACCGGAUCCUGGCUGUAAUCCAAGGCUCCCACCAGAAGGCCCUGGUGAUGUACUCCAACCUGGACCUGAAGUCCCAGGAGGCCUAUGAGAUGGCUGUGCAAGGUGUGAUCCGGCCCAUGAACAAGACCCCAAUGCUCAUCUCUGGCAUCCGCUGCCUGCACUUUGCACCUCCUGAGUUCCUUUUAGAGGUGCAAUGUAUGCAUGAGACACAGCAGCAGCUGAGGAAGCUGGUGCAUGAAAUCGGCCUGGAGCUGAAGACCACCGCUGUCUGCGUGCAAGUGCGGCGCACUCGGGAUGGCUUCUUCACGCUGGACGAUGCCCUCCUGAGAACCCAGUGGGACCUACACAGCAUCCAGGAUGCCAUCCAGGCUGCAUCCCCCCGGGUGGCAGCAGAGCUGAAAAAGAACUUGAGACUAAGGCUGGGCCACUGGUAGCUCCCCAGUGCUGGGCAGCCUUGGGGCUUCGAGGACCCAGACUCCGCUUUGGAGGUGGAAAGCUAUGCAGGGCAGGGAAUGCCCAGAUGUAGGUGGGCAAAGACAAAGGCUCUUUACAGGACAGAGCUGAUGACUGUGCAGAGAGUGGCAUUAAGGGCCUGAGCAGUGCCCACGCCUGCCAUGCUAGAGAAACACAAAAGGGGAAAGGAGAUCCUUCUACUUGAGACAGACUGGCUGCAGAGACAGUCUGGCUGUGGUGGCCGCGCCAUCAUCUUGGCUCUUUGGGAAGCUCAGACUAGAAUCUUGACAGUUCAAGGCCAGCCUAGGGUUACGCAGAGAAACCCUGUCUCAAAAAUCAAAUCCGAGUCAGGCAUGAUGACUCAGACCAGGAGUUUAAGGCCACUCUGUGCUGCUUCCAGUGUUUAGCUUUUUGGAGAGCUGGGCAGUGUCACCUCAACACCUAAUGCCUGCUGGUGAUUUAUUCAGAUUCCUAUGACUGAUGAUUGGGUUGUGUUAUCCCCUAGGGGAAAAUCUUCACUGUUUCAGGGUGGUGUCUCACACCUGUGAUCUCAGUACUACUCAGCCUUUGACACCAGCCUGGACCACUCUUUCUGGAGUCCUUUGUAGUGCAUGUCAGUAUUUAAUCCUGCAGUUGGCUCAGGAAUUCAAGGUCAUCUUUGGUUACAUAAUGAGUUCUAGGCUACAUGAAACCCAUCUCCAAAAUAAAAGGUCCAAAAUUACUUUGAAAAGGUUUGCUUUUAUUUUUUUUAUUUUUAGUUUAGUUUAGUUUAGUUUAGUUUUUUCGAGACAGGGUUUCUCUGUGGUUUUGGAGCCUGUUCUGGAACUAGCUCUUGUAGACCAGGCUGGUCUCGAACUCUGCCUGCCUCUGCCUCCCGCGUGCUGGGAUUAAAGGCGUGUACCACCACCGCCCGGCAAGGUUUGCUUUUAUGCAUGCAAGUGUUUGCGUGUGUGUUGUCUGUACCCUGUGACUCAUGGAGGCUAGAAAAGGACGGGAAAGCCCUGGAGUUGGAGCUACAAGCCAUUGUGAGCCACCACAGGGAUACAGGGAAUGGACAACUGAUCCUCCGGAAGAGCAGCCAAUGCUCUCCCUGGUCCCCAGAGUUUAGUUUCCUGCCGUAUGUAACUAACCACUGCUCUGGCUGGUGGCAGGUACAGACUGAUAAUUGUUCGCAUCUACAGUGAAAAAGGCAGAGGAGUGUGGUGCCAUCCUCAGCACGGUGCUGACAGAAGGGUGCCGCAGAGAAGAUGUGAAGGGAUUUUAGUUAUUUUUGUUUAUUUUUUAUUUAUUUAUUUUUAUUUAUUUAUUUUUUGGUUUAUUGAGAAAAGGUUUCUCUGUGUAACCUUGCUGUCCUGGAACUCACUCUAUAGACCAGGCUGGCCUCAAACUCACAGAGAUCCUCCUGCCUCUGCCUCCCGAGUGCUGGGAUUAAAGGUGUGCGCCACCACUGCUCAGCUUGAAGGAAUUUUAGAA